Messenger RNA from Clonostachys byssicola, 1425 nucleotides. The record is from the annotation of a GenBank genome assembly. NCBI's taxonomy places the organism in Eukaryota, Fungi, Ascomycota, Sordariomycetes, Hypocreales, Bionectriaceae.
AUGCCGGCCAGAACCAUGCAGGACUGUCCACGGGAGCUGCAGUUAGCUAUCUUUACCUUGUUGCCCUCGGGUGACCUCCUCUCUUUGAGCCUGGUUAGCAAAAACCUUCACGGCUUCGUUGAGCCGCUUCUCGUCGCCGACAUCCAUCUCGAAUGGAAAAAACAACCAGAUCACAAACUGCCGCCCGUUGCUGCAUUGCUCCGGACCCUCCUCGAAAGGCCUUAUCUCGGCCAGCACUGCCUUAAACUGCGGCUUACUGGCAUGGGCUUCAAGACACACCCCCGUGGUACCGAUGAGGAGCCCCCAGCACUGCCCGUUUCUGUACUUCCCUUGCCCGCGGCGGCUGAGCAUAUACGAGUGAUUGAAGCACCCGGCGCUGACAAUUGGUUGGAGGAGCUACAAGCUGGCGCAGUCGAUGCAUUGGUGGCCCUGCUUAUUUCCAUGCUUCCGAAUUUAAUUUCUCUCGAACUCGGACCUAAUUUCACGCUUGAGAGUGCCUGUCUUGGCAAGUUUCUUCGUCAUGCCACUACCUGCGUCGGAAACAGAAGCAGAUGGUUACCCAAGUUCCCCUCUCUGAAACACGUUGUUUUCGCCGGUAGGACCAACGAGUUCCGUCACUGCGAUUUCAAUAAUGCCGCGGACGUUCUUCCGUUCUUCUAUCUGCCGUCUCUCCAAACCAUGUCCGUUUCAAUCGACAAUCCCGUCACUUGGACCUGGCCGCAUUCAGAUAGCGCUAUGCCUCUUUUAACAUCCUCUCUGACAUCCCUCGAGCUGUUCAGAUUGCGUGAGACUCGGCUAGAACACCUGCUUACGCCACUCAAGUCGCUGAAGAAGUUGCACUGGCAUUGGUUCUACCAGGAGCACUUGGAUAGCCACGCCAGCACGGACAUCGUUGCGCUAGAUGUAAUGGCCCAUGCUCUGUGCCAAGUCCAUGGUACAUUGAUGGAAUUAACCAUUGAGGCUGACACAGAGGCUAACGAGCUCUACGGAGAGUAUGAGGAUCCCGACGUGCAGACUCGGGGAUCACUGCGUGGCCUCGCGCAGCUUGCGCAACUCAAACUCCUGCGCAUCCCUUGGGCUUUCCUGAUUGGAUUAUCACCGGAAGAAGCGCCGGGAAAGAUAACGCACCUGGGAGCAUCGCUCCCCUCCGGGCUCGAGGUGCUCGUACUAACGGGCGAACUGCUCUCUGUUGAGAAUUUUGACUGGCACGAUGGUGUUAUUGUUGGAGCUAUGGAUCUUCUGCUUGCUGAGGAACAAGCGUCGCUGCGGCUCCCACCCAACUUGAAGCGGAUUAUCUUGCCCUUGCCGCUAUACGUUGGCACUCUCUUACCGGAGCUGCAGACUAGGAUUGAUGAAUUAAGUGCCCAGUCUGGAAUCAAGUUGGAGUUGGAGAACAUUGGUGAAGAUGGGUCGAUAGAUGAGUAG